AUGGAGAAACUGGCACUUGCCCUGGUUGUUAUAGCUCGCAUGCUGCGAUCGUAUUUUCAAUCGCACAGGGUAGUGGUGCUGACAAACCAUCAAUUGAAACAGGUGAUGUCUCGACCAGAAGCACAGGGUAGUGGUGCUGACAAACCAUCAAUUGAAACAGGUGAUGUCUCGACCAGAAGCUUCUGGAAGAAGGCACAAGUGUUAGCAGAUUUCGUAAUGGAGCUAUCUAGUGAUCCUGAAGAGCAGAGUUGCAAAUGGAUGCUGCAUGUGGAUGGAUCCUCGAAUGCCAAUAAUGGGGGUGCUGGGAUAUUAAUCGAAGGACCAAAGGAGGUAGAGAUCGAAGUUGCAGCUCGUCUAUCAUUCCCUGUUACUAAUAAUGAGGCCGAGCAUGAAGCAUUGAUUCAAGGAUUAGAGCACGCAUAUGAAGCUGGAGCUAGGGAUUUAGAAGUUUUCACAUAUUCUCAGCUGGUCGCAUUGCAAAUUGAAGGCACAUAUGAAACAAGAGAAAAAACGAUGACUUCAUAUAGAGAUAUAGUUAAGAGGUGGAUGGGCAAGUUCGGUAAUUGCUCUAUCUUACAAGUACCAAGAAUGGAAAAUGAUAAAGCAGAUGCCUUAUCAAAAUUUGGAGCAACCAUGACAGGAAUCAAAAAUCAGAAGAUAACAACUUUAGUUCGAGAACAAUCGGUUAUCAUAGAGAAGAUUGAGGUCCAAGCAGUAUUUGAGGUCGAAUCGUGGAAAGACGAAAUUGACAAGUAUUUAGAGGAUGGCACCUUGCCUAACGACCCAUUUAAGGCAAAGAGAGUGAGAUUUCGAGUUGCACGUUUCACCUUAUUAUCUGGUCAAUUGUAUAAACGGACAGUUGAUGGACCACUUUUGAAAUGCCUAGAUGAAGAAAGAGCUAAAUAUGUAAUGCGUGAGAUUCCUGAAGGAAGUGAUGGAAAUCAUUUAGGGGCGAGGUCGCUAGCACAAAAGAUUGUACGCCAAGGAUACUUUUGGCCCCCGAUGGUCAAAGAUACGAAAGAGCUAGUGAAAAGAUGCGAGAGCUGCCAGAGAUACGCAUCUCUGAUACAUCAACCGGCGACCCCCAUCGAGCCGAGCAAGAUAGCCUACCCUUUCGACCAAUGGGGAAUAGAUAUUGUGGGGCUCUUCCAUCCUGCCCAAGCUCAAAAGAAAUUUAUCAUUGUAGCAGUGGAGUACUUCUCUAAGUGGGUUGAAGCGGAGGCUAUAACCAAGAUUUUCGAGAGAGAGGGAAGAAAAACCACUGAAUGGUGCAAGGAACUCAAGAUCGUACAACAUUUUACAGCGGUCGCCAAUCUCCAAGCUAACGGGCAAACUGAGGUGACGAACAGAUUGAUCUUACAGCAUUUGAAGAUACGAAUGGAGAGCAAGGGGUCUUGGGUCGAAGAAUUGCCAGGAGUUCUAUGGGCUUGUCGCACUACGCCUCGAACAGCAACAGGUGAGACCCCAUUUUUCUUGGUUUAUAGAACUGAAGCAAUAAUCCCUGCAGAAAUAGAAGAGGAGUCCCAGCGGAUCGUGAUGUACGACCCUGAAUCAAAUCAGAACGAACGAAACUCUGACCUGAUGGUCAUAGAAGAAAAGAGAGAUGCUGCAUAUGAUGAGAAAUGA
Messenger RNA from Sesamum indicum (sesame), 1626 nucleotides. NCBI's taxonomy places the organism in Eukaryota, Viridiplantae, Streptophyta, Magnoliopsida, Lamiales, Pedaliaceae. The record is from RefSeq and is a predicted model, not a curated record.